Molecule: messenger RNA, 1125 nt
Organism: Schistocerca serialis cubense
Lineage: Eukaryota; Metazoa; Arthropoda; Insecta; Orthoptera; Acrididae
Exons: 2
Coding region: 1-1125 (374 amino acids)
Source: RefSeq, a predicted model, not a curated record
AUGGACAGCCCAGCCAGCAGCGGCCCAGCCAGCCAGCAGCGGUCCAGCCAGACUGCAGCGGUCCAACCAGCCAGCAAUGGUCCAGCCAGCCGGCAGUGGUCCAGCCAGCCGGCAGUGGUCCAGCCAGCCAGCAGCGGUCCAGCCAGCAAGCAGCAUUCCAACCAGCCAGCAGCAGUCCAGCCAGCCAUCAGCUGUCCAGCCACCUGGCAGUGGACCAGUCAGCGUGCAGUGGUCCAGCAAGCCAGCAGCGGUCCAGCUAGCCAUCAGCUGUCCAGCCAGCUGGCAGUGGUCCAGCCAGCUGGCAGCAGUCCAGCCAGCCUGCAGCGGUCCAACCAGCCAGCAACAGUCCAGCGAGCUGGCAGCGGUCCAGCCAGCUGGCAGCGGUCCAGCCAGCCAACAGAAGUCCAGCCAGCAAGCAGCGAUCCAGCCAGCCAGCAGGGGUCCAGCCAGCCAGCAGUGGUCCAGCCAGUCAUCAGCUGUCCAGCCAGCUGGCAGUGGUCCAGUCAGUGUGCAGUGGUCCAGCCAGCAAGCAGCAGUCCAGCCAGCCAGCAGCAGUCCAGCCAGCCAUCAGCUGUCCAGCCAGCUGGCACCGGCCCAGUCAGCCAUCAGCGAUCGAGCCAGUCUGCAGCGGUCCAACCAGCCAGCACCGGACCAGCCAGCCGGCAGCGGUCCAGCCAGCUGGCAACGGUCCAGCCAGGCAGCAGCGGUCCAGCCAGCCGGCAGUGGUUCAGCCAGCGUGCAGUGAUCCAGCCAGCCAGCAGCGGUCCAGCCAGCUGGCAGCGGUCCAGCCAGCCAUCAGCUGUCCAGCCAGCCGGCAGUGGUCCAGCCAGCGUGCAGCAGUCCAUCCAGCCAGCAGCGGUCCAGCCAGCUGGCAGUGGUCCAGCCAGCCAGCAGCGGUCCAGCCAGCAUGCAGCGAUCCAGCCAGCCAGCAGCGGUCCAGCCAGCCGGCAGCGGUCCAGCCAGCUAUCAGCUGUCCAGCCAGACGGGAGCAGUCCAGCCAGCCUGCAGCGGUCCAGCCAGCCGGCAGUGGUCCAGCCAGACAGCAGCGGUCCAGUCAGGCAGCAGCAGUCCAGCCAGCCAGCAGCAUUACAGCCAGCAGCAGCAGCAGGAGCAACGGCGGUAUAG